AUGGUUGCUACUAUUCAAAAGCCUGCUCCUUCUUUCACCAAGACCGCCGUCAUUGACGGUGUUUUCGAGGAGGUUUCCUUGGAACAAUACAAGGGUAAGUGGGUGUUGUUGGCUUUCAUUCCAUUGGCUUUCACCUUUGUCUGCCCAACUGAGAUCAUUGCCUACUCCGAUGCCGUCAAGAAGUUCGCUGGUAAGGACGCCCAGGUGUUGUUUGCCUCCACUGACUCUGAGUACUCUUUGUUGGCCUGGACUAACGUGGCCAGAAAGGAUGGUGGUUUGGGCCCAGUGGACAUCCCAUUGAUUGCCGACACCAACCACAGCUUGUCUAGAGACUACGGUGUCUUGAUUGAGGAGGAGGGUAUUGCCUUGAGAGGUAUCUUCUUGAUUGACCCUAAGGGUACUUUGAGACAGAUCACCAUCAACGACUUGCCAGUCGGUAGAUCCGUGGAUGAGUCCUUGAGAUUGCUUGAUGCCUUCCAGUUCACUGAGAAGUACGGUGAGGUUUGCCCAGCCAACUGGCAGGAGGGUUCUGAGACCAUCAAGCCUGAUGUUGCUCAGUCCAAGGAGUACUUUGGAAAGGUUAACCAGUAA
Molecule: messenger RNA, 591 nt
Organism: Sungouiella intermedia
Lineage: Eukaryota; Fungi; Ascomycota; Pichiomycetes; Serinales; Metschnikowiaceae
Source: the annotation of a GenBank genome assembly